Messenger RNA from Molossus molossus (Pallas's mastiff bat), 4550 nucleotides. It is a transcript of the gene GGCT, whose product is annotated as gamma-glutamylcyclotransferase. Gene Ontology annotation, molecular function: gamma-glutamylcyclotransferase activity. The coding region runs from base 112 to 678 and encodes 188 amino acids. Lineage: Eukaryota; Metazoa; Chordata; Mammalia; Chiroptera; Molossidae. The record is from RefSeq and is a predicted model, not a curated record. The transcript has 4 exons.
UCCAGUGGCGGGUGCCACUGAGCUGGUGUCACCGGGCACCCGGCUGCAAUCGCCGUCCUCUCUCCAAGCCCCUGCUGCUUACGCCGGGGACGUACAGGCGUCUGGCGGGACAUGGCGAACUCGGGCUGCGAGGACCAGCAGGGCCAGGAAGAGGAGAGUUUUCUGUACUUCGCCUAUGGCAGCAACCUGCUGAGCGAGCGGAUCCAUCUCCGAAACCCCUCGGCCGCCUUCUGCUGUGUGGCCCGCCUGCAGGAUUUUAAGCUUGACUUUGGCAAUUCCCAAGGCAAAACAAGUGAAACUUGGCAUGGAGGUAUAGCCACCAUUUAUCAAAGUCCUGGCGAUGAAGUGUGGGGAGUAGUAUGGAAAAUGAACAAAAGCAAUUUAAGUUCUCUGGAUAAGCAAGAAGGGGUUAAUAGUGGAACAUAUGCCCCGAUAGAAAUUAAUGUUUACACUCAAGAAGGAAAACAAAUAACCUGUCGAAGUUAUCAGAUGAGAAAUUAUGAAAGCGCAGCGCCUUCACCCCAGUAUAAAAAGGUCGUUUGCAUGGGUGCAAAAGAGAAUGGCUUGCCACCGGAGUAUCAGAAGAAGUUAAAUGCGAUAGAACCAAAUGACUACAAAGGGAGCGUCUCAGAAGAAAUCGAAGACAUUAUCAAAAAAGGGGAAAAGAAAACUUGUUAGAACGUGAUAUAGACUAUACCUAUGGAUAUUUUCUCUAUGUGCCCAUUUAAUAUAUUUUUAACAUUUGGAACAGGGAUCUGGGAUAUCUCUCCGUUUAAUAUAUUUUCAACAGUGCUCUGAAGGGACAUCUCACUUGAGUGAUUCCUUGUUUUCAGACUAUAAAAAGGAACUGGGUUAGGACUGAGGCAGUUGCAGAGGGGACACGAAGUGCUGGAAUGCAUGAUACAUGGAUGUGGGGACUUCUUCUGUGAGCACUUUUCUGUGAAGUUAUUUUCUUGAGUUGAUCUGAAGGGUGUUCUUGCUGUGACAAAGGAUAGAUUUGCAACUUAAUGACAUUGCUGGUGAAUGGCUCUGCUCUGGAAUUUUUUUUCUUUUUUAUCAGCUUAAUACGAGCAAGCAAACUGCAGAGACAGUUGAAAAUGUUUUUUAAAUUUAAAAGCUGGCCUACUUUUCUUCGAGGAAUCCAUGUGCUUGUGGUCUAGCCUGGAUUCCCACUGAAGCAUUUCACGUCAUUUUGUUAGAGAGUCCGGUCGUCACACACAGUGGGUCUGCCCUGGGCCGUGUGCAGUCCGCUGCGGGAGGGUUACUGGGCAGACUGGACCGGGCAGCCCAGGACCGGCUCAGUUCCACCUCUGUCUCUAUCUGACCCUCUGCCUCGGCUUCCUCACCGGUAGAGUGGGGACAGCCAGACACCUCUGGCUUAGGAUUGUUUUGAGGAGUAAAUAUAUGUAAUGAGCUUAGAAUAGAACCUGGCAUAUCAUAAAUAUUAGCAAUCAUUAUUGUCCUUAUUGAAGAAUUAAGUUUGUUCAGGGCUGCCCUUGAAAUGGGAUUUUGAACUAGAGGAGGCAAGAUGAGGACAGAAUGUUUUCCGGAAGUUACAGUUUGAUUCUUGGCUCACCUGACAUUUAUUAACUGAAUAAACGGAGGAAAGAAGAAUCAUGAAUAAAGCAAUCCUGCUUAUCAAAAACUCUCCUCUGUCGGAAAUGCAGGGAGCUGGACCUCCAAACAGGCCACUGGGAUGCGAGUGAAUUAGCUUCAGAAGCAUAAAGUAAAGAUUUGGUUUGUUCUACUGGGGAAAAUGGCCAAAGGACUUUCCAGCGACAGCUACGAUUGUGUGGUGACACUGAGCCACAGACUGCAGGUCAGACCAUGAUUUACAGCUGUUAUACUUCACUAUUUUCAAGUAUACCCUCCAAUGUUCUAGUUUCCUCCAGGUCUUAACUGGUCCAAAGACAACCAAGUUUCUCAGUGACCUGGAACCCAGUUAUGGUGAUGCAGUGGACAAGGCUCAGUUUUGCUGUAGAAAUAAAAACCGAAUAUUACUCUAACACUCUAUCUCACCCAAAAUGGCAGCUUUCAUUAAAGAGUUUAGAAGACUAGCAAUAAAACCUUCAUGUCUGGCCUUUAAAAAAGAUCUUGUUAUCAUGAGGCGUAGUUUUUCCAGUCACUGUCAAGGAGAUACUACCAAAUGUUGUACAUAAGGGAUUUCCGUUUCUACCAGUGAUUUGGGCCCUGUAAACCACAAUACAAACUAGUCCAUGGAUAAACCAUAACGAUCAUUGUUUUUGAAAAGCAUUUCUGGGCUUGUAAGAAAAUAAGGAUAAUCUUCAAAGUGUACCAAUCCCUCUCCCACAAAAAAGAAAGAAGAUAAACUGAGCUUAAAAGAUAGCACUAGUAAACAAAUGACCCUUAUAUCCUUGGGUACAAAUGCCAAUAACAGCCCUGGAACUAGACUAACACCACUGCUGCCACAGGGAAACAACCCGAGAAUUCUCUGAAACGAGGACCCUUGAGAACUAAAAUGAUCUCCAGUUAGCCGUGUGGCUCCCAACAGAAGCAGAUGCAAACCCUCUGAAAUAAGCAAUCCUAGUUUAAGUCCUCAGGAUUUCCACUUAAAAAUUUUAAAGAUAAUAAGGAAAAUGGUACAUCAUGAGUGGGAACAUAAACAUGUAGAUCCCCAAGGUUUUGAGAUUGAAAUGAUCAAAAGCAAUAUAAAAUAAAUAUAUAUGGUGAUGUUGACUUCUGGGAAGGUUGAGUAAACAUACUCUUCCCUGUUCCUUCAGUUAAGUACCACUAAAAUCCAUGAACAUUCUAUAGAAAACAAACAGGAGACUGCAAGCUGGAGAGAGGACAGACUAGCCAGGGACCUCUGGACCAAGGCAUGGCAUGGUCCUGAAUUCCCCGGGUUUUCUUUUGCAUCACACAUCUCAGCCUUGUAGCUGGAGAAGCCAGCAACCCAAAAGCACCAAUGAGCAGAGACAGAAAAUAGCAAUACUAAAGGCUGCUCUAUCUAGGGAAAGGAGUAGAAAACAGGUCGUCUAGCAAGACAGACAACUUCUAGAGACUAAAUUCUCUACUUCAGCCAAACCACAGAGAAAAACUGUGUACAUCCCACCAUCACCACUUCUAGCCAGUCAAGGUCAGGAGGGGACCUAGACUUCUACCCUCACCAGGCUGUAUAACAAGUUUCCCUAACCUGGUCUUCUGCCACCACUACCAGAGUAGUGUUAAAAAAAGGCCUAGUAGGGAACCACCUCCUCUUCUCCCCAUAACAACUUUAAAACUGCUGGAAGUUCUAGCCAGUGAAAUAAGGCAAGAAAAGAAAGUGAAAGGCAUAGAUUGGAAAACAAUACAUUAAACAGUCCCUAUUUAUAGAUGAUAUGAUUGUCUACGUAGAAAAUCUCUAGGAAUCUACCAAAAGUAUCCCUAAGAAUUAAUAAGUGAGUUCAGUAAAGUCACGGCAUACAAGAUAAACACAGAAAAAUCAAUGAAUACAUGGACACUGUAAAAAAACAUAAUAGCGUUUACAACUGCCUUUCUUUAACUUUUUUGAGAUGAAAUUCACACAUGAAGCUAACCAUUUUAAAGUGAACAAUUCGGUGGCAUUUAAUACAUUCACAGUGUUGUCCACCAGCUCUGUCUACUUCCAAAGGUCUCAUCACCCCAAAGGAAAACCUAUAUCCAUUAAGCAGUUACUCCCAUUCCUCCCCUCAUUCCCCAGCAUCCACCAAUCUGCUUUCUGUUUCUGGAUUCAUCUAUUCUGGACAUUUCAUGUAAAAGGAAUCAUACAAUAUGUGACAUUUUGUGUCUGGCUUCUUUCACUUAGCACACUGUCCUUGAGGUUCACCAACAUUUAGCAUACAUCAGCACUUCAUUCUUUUUUAUGGCUGUAUCAUAUUCUAUUGUAUGAGUAUAUCACAAUUUAUCCAUCUAACCAUUGAUCACUCAUACAUUUGCUGGUGGGGAUGUAAAAUGGUACAGCUACUCUGGAAAACAGUUUGACAGUUUAAGAAACUAGACAUGCACCUACAAUAAUACCCAGCAGUUGGACGCCCAGGCAUUUAUCCUGUAGAAAUGAAAACUUAUGUUCAAAUAAACCUAUACAUGAAUGUCUGUAGCAGCUUUAUUCAUAAUAGCGCCAAACUGGAAAUAACCCGGAUGUCUUUUAAUUUGUGAAUGGUUAAGCAAUCUGUGGUAGUACUGUGAAAUACUAUUUACUCACCAAGAAAAAGGAAAGAACUAUUGAUAUGACCUGGAUGAAUCUCCAGAGAAUUAUGCUGAGUGAACAAAAACAACCCCCAAAUGUUACAUACCGUAUGCUUCCAUUUACAUAACAUUCUUGAAAUGACAAAUUAUAGAAAUGGAGAACAGAUCAGUAGUUGCCAGUGGUUAAAGAGGUGGUGAUACGGUAUAAAAAGCCAACAUGAGGGAUCUUUGUAGUGAUGGAAAUGUUCUAUAUCUUGACUGUAUCAACAGCAACAUCCUGGAUGUGAUAUUAUAAGAUGUUACCAUUGGGAGAAAUUAGGUUAAGGGUACAUGGAUCUCUCUGCAUUAUUUCUGAAAGCUGCAUGUGAAUUUAUAAUUAUCUCAAA